Molecule: messenger RNA, 798 nt
Organism: Talaromyces marneffei
Lineage: Eukaryota; Fungi; Ascomycota; Eurotiomycetes; Eurotiales; Trichocomaceae
Exons: 1
Coding region: 1-798 (265 amino acids)
Biological process (GO): ubiquinone biosynthetic process
Cellular component (GO): mitochondrial inner membrane
Molecular function (GO): 3-demethoxyubiquinol 3-hydroxylase activity
Source: RefSeq, a predicted model, not a curated record
AUGCACGCCGCUGCGAACCCAUUGAGGUGCCGCUCUCUUCGACUCCCCAACGCUGCUCUUUCCGCUCAAACGCCAUUGUACUUGGAUUUCCUUGCUCCCAUCACCCUUCGCCGCUCCCAUCGUCGACGUUUCUUUUUUAGUGCGAGGUCUUCAACAAAGGACGCCCCAGAGUCUUUGGACCCCGUCGAACAAAACCACUCGUCCCCAUCUACCAAGCCCCGAUAUGUUCUCUCCCGAGCACAAAGAGAGUAUCUUGAUCGCGCGCUGCGAGUGAACCAAGCUGGGGAACUCGCUGCAACACUGAUAUAUGCAGCGCAAAAGCCGCCUAUCGUACGAUCGCAUCCCCAUCUACGAUCGUUGAUGAAGCAUAUGUAUGAUCAGGAAGCUGUACAUUUUGCCAAUUUCAAUCACUUGGUAGCGAAGCAUCAAGUGCGGCCCACGGCCAUGUAUCCGGUCUGGGAAGUCGCUGCAACUUUCCUAGGUUGGUCGACAGCGGUCAUGGGACGAGAGGCAGCAAUGGCAUGCACUGAGGCAGUGGAGACGGAAAUCGGGACGCAUUAUAAUGAACAAGUCAGCACAAUCAUGGGGUGGAUGAAGGAAGCCGAACAACGCGGAGAAGAGGUGGAUGAAGAAAUCAAGGACCUGUUAGCGCUAUUGAGGAAAACUCGUGAUGAGGAGCUGGAACACUUAGACCAUGCCGUUGAAAAUGACUCCAAGGAAGCGAAGCCAUAUGAUCCUUUGGUGAAUAUUAUUCGAACCGGAUGCAGGGCAGCAAUCAACAUCAGCGAGAGAAUCUAG